GGUAGGUGCAUAAACAGACAAAGGAAUGGAACGUAAACUGCCUUCUAAUGUAGGCAGAUUACUUGUAUGAGAAUAAGUGCAAAUUAAACCGAGGGCCUUCCUUCGUUCUAUAUCUAUCAUAUUAUCUAACAUUGUAUCUAUCUGGCUUUGAUUGAAUACAGCAUCUACCUAUGUUAUAAUAUUCGCCUCGUCCGACCUUGUUUCCUCAUAUUUCCCUCCUAUGACUUUACCACUUUACCAUUUCACUACUCCACAACUCUACAUACAAGUGAACACUCCAAGACACGUUUACUGCCACUUUAGAUCUUUUGUUUCUUAUUAAAGGAAAUAGGUCAUAUUAGAAACAAUAUCUUAUUCACAAUUGCCAUUCAAGAGCCACACUUGGGAAAACUCACCAGGUUUCUUUGUUGUUUUCUUGUUAUUUUCCAUUCACAUUGUCUUUCAAUAAGGGGUCAUCUUGUCCUUGACGGCAACUACGAUUGACAUUUAUAUCCUUCCUUUCGUAUUUAAGGUCAAGGUAGUUGCUCGACGCCUACCGAAGUACCUACUUCCCCGAUCAAUCAACUUAAACAAUCGUGCAAGCGCGACCUACCUACCUGUACAACCACGGAAGUAUUUAGUCAAUUUUAUCGCAAAACUCCGAAAAUGAAUAAACUCGUCGCAACAUUCCUCACUUUAACUGCCAUGGCCUCCGCAACGCCAACGAAACGGAGUUGCAAAGCGCCCACGACAACUAAGCUUGUCAUCGGCGCUCCUUUCCAGAUCUUAACUGCCAAUUUCGACGGCAAAAAAUUCUCGAUAACUGGCAACCACACUGAGGUCGGAGCUGCGCCUAGUUGGAUUCUCAACAGAGACCCGAAUACCUUCUAUGCGGUGAACGAGAACUCCAAUGAUCUCAGCCUUUUCACUCUUGACACCAGUUUGAGCAAAAUCAACCUUGCAUCUAGCGUCAAUGGCUCUUCUGGAGUCGUCUUCCUGGAAUUUAACUCCGACAAGACGCGCAUGAUCGGUGCUGCCUAUGGUAACGCUACGGUAGAUGUCUGGGACGUCUCCGCCGCUGACCACACCCCCAAGCUCUUGAAGACUGUACCCGUCCCCGGUACGCCUAGUCCUGCACAGGGAGCCCACCACCCUCACCAAGCUCUACUAGACCCUACCGGACGCUUCUUCGUAAUCAACAACCUGGGCGGAGACACCGUUCUCGUUCUCGAUAGCAAGGACGAUAAGUUCGAGUUUACGGGCAACGCCACUCUCCCCACCGGAACCGGCCCGCGCCAUGGCGGUUUCAUCACGAACGGCGAUAAGCACUACUACACGCUAGUGAGCGAGCUGUCAAACAAGCUCUUCCUUUUCGAGCUGAAGUACACUGCCGACACUAUCGUCUUUAACCAACUGCAGGUGCAGAGCACCUACGGCGGAGCGCCCCCGGCCAACGCUAGUUCCGCAGCCGCCGGUGAGCUUCAGGUAGCGGCUAACCAGCGCGACGUUUACGUGUCGAACCGAAUCAGCGGUAACGAGACAGACAGCAUCGCGCACUUCGUCUUCAACAAGAACGGCACGAGCCUCGACUGGGCCGAGACCAUCUCCACUGGUGGUCUGCGACCUCGUAUGUUCAGCCUCAGCACGGAUAGGCAGCAGACCAUGGCUUUCGUGGCUAACCAGGGCGGCGCUGCCGGGCUAGCUGCAUUCAAGCGUUCUCCCGACUCUGGUAAGCUGGACCCGACGCCCGUUGCGACGAUGCCUUAUUCGACUCUGGUUGCGCCGGCACUGGCAGCGACGGACUUCAUGGGACCUCAGUUUGUGCAACAGAUUUGAGAAUGAUUUAUUAGCACAUACUGCCGGACGGGUUUAUGUAAGAAAAAGCAUUGAUUGCAUCGGCUGUGGCGUUUGGGUUUGAUGAUUAGCAGAGCGAAUUACUUUUCAAUUCUUGUACCUAGCCCUCAGAGGCAUUUUCAAUUGAUCUUCUUUCAUCUUUCUGA
This is a messenger RNA of Annulohypoxylon maeteangense, 1979 nucleotides long. RefSeq names its product putative isomerase YbhE. Gene Ontology annotation, molecular function: protein binding; 6-phosphogluconolactonase activity. The transcript has 2 exons. Lineage: Eukaryota; Fungi; Ascomycota; Sordariomycetes; Xylariales; Hypoxylaceae. The coding region runs from base 646 to 1815 and encodes 389 amino acids. The record is from RefSeq and is a predicted model, not a curated record.